GUCCCACUCACCUCACGCCCUUGAUUUUUUUCGAAAAGGUGAAGGAAGGCCAGCCGCAACACCACCCCAUCAUCGCCAAAUUUCACAGCGACAACCGCCGCCAUGGGUAUCGAUCUCGACCGCCACCACGUCAAGGGCACGCACCGCACUGCCCCCAAGAGCGACAAUGUCUACCUUAAGCUCUUGGUGAAGCUCUACCGCUUCCUGGCCCGCCGAACCGACUCUUCCUUCAACAAGGUCGUUCUCCGACGUCUUUUCACGUCCAAGAUCAACCGACCUCCCGUUUCGUUGUCCCGCAUUGUGGCCAACCUUAACAAGGAGGACGAGAAGCGAACCGUCGUCGUUGUCGCCACCGUCACCGACGACAACCGCCUCCUGCAGUUCCCCAAGACCACCGUCGCUGCCCUGCGAUUCACCGCCACUGCCCGUGCUCGCAUCAUCGCCGCCGGUGGUGAGGCCAUCACCCUGGACCAGCUUGCUCUCCGUGCCCCCACUGGCAGCAACACCCUGAUCCUCCGUGGUCCCAAGAACGCCCGUGAGGCUGUCAAGCACUUCGGUUUCGGUCCCCACUCGAACAAGAAACCCUAUGUCGAGUCCAAGGGCCGCAAGUUCGAGCGUGCCCGUGGCCGAAGACGCUCGCGUGGUUUCAAGGUCUAAGGGAGGUUGUGACGAAAAUGAUUGGCCUCGGGAGGAGUUCCGGCCAGUAUAUCAGGCAAUUGAUACCGGCAUUCGGUUUGCAAAUGGGUCUUGCAUGGAAUUGGCGUGGCUAGGUAUCACAAAAUUCUACAAAGAAAUUCUCGCGCACUGCUGCCGUCAUGAUUGGAACGAUGUUCGUGACAUACACCCUCGACAUUGCAAUUUCUCAACGAAUGUGCGAAUUAUUUUUCGAUUAGCAUUAUGGGUCUAAUUGUACAGUGGCGUGGCCUUUCCUCC
Messenger RNA from Ilyonectria robusta, 933 nucleotides. Its product is annotated as ribosomal protein L18e/L15P. The coding region runs from base 103 to 657 and encodes 184 amino acids. The record is from RefSeq and is a predicted model, not a curated record. Gene Ontology annotation, molecular function: structural constituent of ribosome; RNA binding. Gene Ontology annotation, biological process: translation. Lineage: Eukaryota; Fungi; Ascomycota; Sordariomycetes; Hypocreales; Nectriaceae. Gene Ontology annotation, cellular component: cytosolic large ribosomal subunit; ribosome. The transcript has 4 exons.